AUGACAACCAUUCCCUUUCCGGACUACAACACGAAAACCCUCCCCUUCCCGGACUACAAAACCAUAACCCUCCCCGUUUCGGACUACAUCACGACAACCCUCGUCUUCCCGGACUACAACACCACAACCCUCCCAUUUCCGGACUACAACAUGACAACCCUCCACGUUUCGGACUACAACACGACAACUAUCCCCUUUCCGGCCUUCAACACGACAACCCUCCCCUUUCCGGACUACAUCACGACAACACUCCCCAUUUCCGGACUAAAACACGAAAACUCUACCCUUUCCGUAUUAAAACACUACCAUCAUUACCUUUCCCGACUUCAACACUACAACCCUCCCCUUUCCGGACUACAACCAAACAACAUCCCCUUCACGGACUACAUCACGAAAAACAUCCCCUUCCUGGACUACAACACGGCAGCCCCCCUUCACGGCCUACAACACGACAACUCUCCCCUUCCCGGAUUUCAACAAGGCAACCUUCUUCCCGGACUACAACACCACAACCCUCCCAUUUCCGGCCUACAACACGACAACCCUCCACGUUUCGUACUACAACACGACAACUAUCCCCUUUCCGGACUUCAACACGACAACCCUCCCCUUUCCGGACUACAACCAAACAACCUCCCUUUCGCGGACUACAUCACGAAAAACAUCCCCUUCCUGGACUACACCACGGCAGCCCCCCUUCACGGCCUACAACACGACAACUCUCCCCUUCCCGGACUUCAACACGGCAACCCUCUUCCCGGACUACAACACCACAACCCUACCCUUUCCGGACUACAAUACGACAAUCCUCUUCUUUCCUGA
Mizuhopecten yessoensis (Yesso scallop) is the source of this 822-nucleotide messenger RNA. RefSeq lists its product as uncharacterized. The transcript has a single exon. Bases 1 to 822 code for a protein of 273 amino acids. Lineage: Eukaryota; Metazoa; Mollusca; Bivalvia; Pectinida; Pectinidae. The record is from RefSeq and is a predicted model, not a curated record.